This is a messenger RNA of Cokeromyces recurvatus, 1244 nucleotides long. RefSeq lists its product as uncharacterized. The transcript has a single exon. The record is from RefSeq and is a predicted model, not a curated record. Gene Ontology annotation, molecular function: phosphatidylinositol binding. Bases 47 to 1093 code for a protein of 348 amino acids. NCBI's taxonomy places the organism in Eukaryota, Fungi, Mucoromycota, Mucoromycetes, Mucorales, Mucoraceae.
UUUUUUUUUCUUUUUUUUUAAAAAACAAGGCUUGAUUUUUAACUUAAUGAAUACUACCCUUUACCCGAUUUUUGAUAUAUGUCCAAUUAAACAUUUUUAUAUGCGACCUUACCAACGCAUAAAUAAUUGUACAUGGUAUCCAAUCGAAAUUCACUUAACUGAUUCAACAAUUCAACCUUAUGAAAUGAGAUAUCAGUUUGAUGAUUUUAUUGUAUUUUCUCGGUUAUUGCAUAGCAAGUUUGAUAUCUCAAAGAGUCUAUUACCAAAAAUUAAAAAAAGUAAUUAUGCAUUCUCGUUCAGUACAUUAAAAAAUGGUAGUGGAUGUAAAAGUCAGAAAUAUAUUGACAGACAGCUCGAGUUGGAAAAUUUUUGUCAUCAUCUUUUACUAUUACCGUCUUACAUUACUUGUUCUGAAAUCUUUCUCUCAUUUUUCUCGAUGAAACCAAAUGAAGAUAUACUUCAGCAGCAAGACUCUAUAUUAGAAACAGCAUCAUUUAAAGCAUUUUCUUUAAAGGAUUUUAUUUAUUCAAAACAGUAUUCAGAAGACGAACUUGAAGAUAUUUUCUUUUCACGAUCUUAUAUAGUCGAUCAUGAUUCUUCAAGUAAAAGUAAUCGUAGUAGCGCAUCAAGUUCAUCGACUACAACUGACAGUGGUGAUAGUAGUAGUAGUUGUAGUAAUAGAGAUAGUUUGUUACUAUCGAAGCACUUAUCCACAUCAACUAUAGCAUCUUUAACAGAAGAAAAUGAAAAUAUUUCAACCAUGAAUUUCAAGGUCAUUUAUGAUUCAAAUAAUAUCAUCAUCAUACGCACUUCUCGGUCAAUAUCUCUUGAACAGUUAAAGUCUCAAAUCAUUCAAAAGUUUGCUUUACUUCAUAUUUCUUUAUCUGAUUCACUUAUUUUAUGUUCAGUCGAUGGCUCACGGUCUUCCUUACUUUCUUCUCAUCCUCAUGUAUUGACGAGUAGCAUCAUGCACACAUUUGACUCUUCUUCAGAUUCAGGUAUCCUAAUCUCGGAAGAGGAGGAUUUUACUAAGAUAAUGCAACAAAAAUGGUCAUCACUUCCAAAGGUGACACUCAGAUGUGUUAUCAUGUAAUCCCUAUUAUUCCUACUGUUAUUAUAUCUUGUAUUUUUACUAUAAGUGUCUGUAUACAUUCCCCCCUCCCCUCCUUAUUUUUUCUUUUUUUCUUUCGUUCGUUCUUUCUUUCUUUCGUUCGUUUUUUCUUUCUUUAAUUAUUAUUAUUAUG